AUGGUGCUGCUGGCCGGGCCCGGGCCGGAGGGCGGCGGGGCGCGUUGCUUGUCCCCGCAGCCGCCGACCGCACCCCGGGGCGCGGAGACCGGGGACGACCCAGCGGACUACGAGGAAUACGAGGACUUCUCGAGUCUGGCCGACACCCGCAGCAUCGCUUCGGACGAUUCCUUCUACCCUCCUGAAGGCGAGGACGAGUGCAGCGAGGUGAGCUCGGACAGCGUCUCGGAGGGCUUCCCGGAGGCGGCCACCUUCCUGCGCGCCGCCUGCGCCAACGACGUGGGGCUGCUGCAGGCGCUGGUGCGGCGGGGCCCGCGCGUCGAGGAGGUGCAGGAGACCGACCGCAACGGCCGGACCGGCCUUAUUGUCGCCUGCUACCAUGGCUUUGUGGACACUGUGGUGGCCUUAGCCGAGUGCCCCCACGUUGACGUCAACUGGCAGGACAACGAGGGGAACACGGCCCUAAUCACAGCUGCGCAGGCAGGGCACGCCACCAUCACCAACUACCUGUUGAACUAUUUCCCUGGUCUUGACCUUGAAAGGAGGAACGUGUUUGGCUUCACCGCCCUGAUGAAAGCAGCUAUGCAGGGCCGGACAGAGUGCGUCAGAGCCCUGAUGCUCGCAGGGGCUGAUGUACACGCCCGGGACAGCCGCCGUGGGAUGUCACCCCAGGAGUGGGCUGCUUACACAGGCAGGGUGGAGGCCGUCCGACUCAUGCAGAGGCUGCUGGAGCGACCCUGCCCUGAACAGUUUGGGGAGAAGUACAGGCCAGAGUUGCCGCUGACCCCGGAGGCGGUUCUGAAGCCUGCAGCCUCCAAAAACUGCUUGCAGAGGCUCGCUGAAUUCGUGCGGUCCGCACUGACCUCGCGCUCAGGCCGGGGCCUGGAGGAUGGGGGCGUCCUUGACCACAUGGUCAGGAUGACCACAAGCCUUUAUAGUCCCGCUGUGGCCAUCGUCUGCCAAACUGUGUGCCCUGAGGACCCUCCCUGUGUUGGAAAAAGGCGGCUGGCAGUGCAGGAAAUCCUGGCUGCUAAGGGGGACCAGGGCACCCUUGCCCAAGAGAGGGACGAGGCAGAAGGCGCUGAACAGCAAUUUCGGACUUCUGAGGUGGUGGGGGGCUCCGGAGAGGAGGCUCCGAGACUCAGUCCCCCGUCUCCCUACCUGCCAGGGGCCCAGGGGUCAGCCUCUGCCCGGCGGAAGGCCAGCCUCCUGCCCCUGCAGCUCCUGCGCCGGAGCAGUGUGCGGCCGGGUGUGGUGGUCCCCAGGGUCCGCAUCAGCAAGGCGCCUGCGCCCACCUUCCAGCCAGAGCGCAUAGGCCGCAAGGGCAGCGCCAAGGACAGCACCCACCUGCAGAUCCCCAAGUGGCGGUACAAGGAGGCCAAGGAAGAAAAGAAGAAGGCAGAAGAGGCCGAGAGGAAGCGCCAGGAAGAAGCGCAGAAGGAAAAGCGGGCGCCGCGCUGGAGGAAAAGGACGUGAAGGGGUCGGAGGGCCUGUGUGGGGCCAGCGCUGCGCUGCGGGGGCGCAGAGCCCCAGCGGGAGAAGGGCGGGGGCGCGACCUUGGAAAAGGUGGAGAAGCGCAGGGGAGGCUGCCCCCGGCUGGGCGCUCAGAGGUGCGCCAGGCUCCUGCAGUGCGCUCCUCCAGCGCUGCGCCGCCUUCUGGGAUCCCAGGAAGUGGUCAAGUGUUCCCAAGAGGGAGCUGGGAACAGCACGUAUUGAUUUGCCUAACCCUCCUUCCUCUAGCAAUCAAUACACCUAGCGGGCAACACACCUAAUGUCUCCCUUUAGAGAACCUCGAUUAAGAAUUUUUAAAAACCAAUUUAUCAAAGGGUGGGUUUUUUUUUGUUUUUUUUUUUUUUUUUUUGCAUAAUUUUGUACUUUUAAUCAUCAUUUACCAAUCUGCAGCAUUUUACAGGUGAUGGGACUGUUUGUAUUUAAGGCAGUUUUAAUAUAUGAGUCUGAAGACCCCUGGUUUAAAAUACUGUAUCUAGCAAUAAACAUUUGUGAGAGCUGUAUGAAUUCACACAAUUCAGCGGAUUCUCCCUCUUUUUGCCAUUGGUUUUGGCUUUGCUUUUCCAUCUCAUUGUGGGUGCGCUUUGGCACUAGAUUUUCCUAUUUGAUUAACUGAUGCUGAAUAUUUGUUUUUAUUUGAUGGAGGCAUUGACUUUUACAGCAAAAUGAUCAAAUGAAAUAGUUCAGAUUUCAGUGUCUUAUUUUAAAACUCUCUUGUUCAUACAGUUAUAAUAAUGAAAAUCAUUGUCGAAUUAUUAGGAAACAAUGCAUUAACUGCAUUUCUUGCUAGACUCAUUUUAAACAGGGGCUUUGGAUAAACUGCCUAGGAAAUCUUUUAUUGGAAAUAAGAGAAAAAUUGUCUUUUAAUAAGUGGGGUGAGCUUAGCAAAUGAUUACUGGAAAUACAAAAUUAAGUCAUACGUGCUCUUAGAUAAGUCAAAUCUGUAUAUCCUUAAAAUAUAAAAAUGCACGAAAGAUAGGAUCCCAGAGGGAUGGAACUGCUGAAGGGGGCAGGAGGGUGAUUUUUAGGAACAGGAGGCUAGAACUGAGUUUUAAGCAAGCUUGUUUUGGGCAAAUUUCUAGGAGUAUUUGGCAUUUUCAGGGCAGCCCUCUCAUCCAGGCUCAAGUGGAGUUUACUUUUAUUUCUCCUGUGAUGAUUGUCCCUGAUCUUCAGCACGUCCUUAUGCCAACUGUGUAAGAUGUCCAGGAUGUGGGGACUUUGGCAGGACGCCGAUGUGAGUUGCCUGGGCCCUGAGCUCUCAGGGGGAGUUUUCUGUUUAUGCUUUUAUCUCCAAAGACUGAGAAAUUCUUACUGGAUCUUAGAGUAUCUGUUACACAUGCACUUUAUUUAAAUAUUUAAUUGAAAUACUGGGAACCAUGGAUUUAAAAACUAUCAUAGACUGUUUGGAAGCUCUUUACUAUAACCCUGGAUACGUGCUAUCUGUCUCGUGAUGCAGGCAGUGAGUGGCUCUGGGUUCUCCUUGUGACUUCCCAUCAGCACCUUCGGGAUGUUGAGCAAUCAGGGAUCUCACACUAGCCCUUCCCCACUUAUCAGAUCAUAAGGUUGUGUCCAGGCUGAUGGAGAGACUGGUGAGAUAAAAAUACCGUGUUUCAGAAUCA
Marmota flaviventris (yellow-bellied marmot) is the source of this 3128-nucleotide messenger RNA. RefSeq names its product ankyrin repeat domain 33B (gene Ankrd33b). NCBI's taxonomy places the organism in Eukaryota, Metazoa, Chordata, Mammalia, Rodentia, Sciuridae. The record is from RefSeq and is a predicted model, not a curated record. Gene Ontology annotation, molecular function: protein binding.